AAGAAGAAGAAGAAGAGCUUCACUCGUCCAGACAUGGCGUGGCUCCAUCAGAGUCGAGGUUCUCCCAGACUUGUCCUGGUGGUGGUGUGUGUGGCUCUUCUGCUCGACAACAUGCUGCUCACUGUGGUUGUGCCGAUCAUCCCAACAUUCCUCUACGCCAUGGAGCAUCCUAGUCCAGAGCCCCAGACCGCCCAGCCCUCCCUGCUCCCUCUGCCCAGCCGUGGUGCCUCACGCCCGGGCGUGGUUCCCUCACAGGCCCCGUCCCCCGGGUCAAACCUCCAGACCUCCAGUCAGACCCCCCAGGCCUCACAGCUGUCUCGGCCUAGCCACAGUGCACCGGUCCCGGGUAGACAGUCGGAGCAGAGCACCUUGUCAUCUCCCCCCACCUUCUCUCCUCUGGUGUCUCUCUUUGACAACACCACCUUCAGUCUGCAGGAGAUCCGGACUGAGCCGACCCCUGACACCGGGCCAGCAGACCAGACCAGUCUGGCCCCAGACCUGCAGAUCAACGAGAGCACGGAUGCUACGGAGUCCUCCUGUCUCCAGGACAGCGUGUUCCUGGAGGAGGAGAACGUCCGUGUGGGUUUGCUGUUUGCCUCUAAGGCUCUGGUCCAGCUGACGGUCAACCCCUUCGUCGGGCCGCUCACCAACAGGAUCGGGUACCACAUCCCCAUGUUUGCUGGAUUCAUCAUCAUGUUUGUGUCCACCAUCAUGUUUGCGUUCUCAGGAACCUACGCUCUGCUGUUCUUCGCUCGCUCUCUGCAGGGAAUCGGCUCGUCCUUCUCCUCUGUGGCAGGUCUGGGUAUGUUGGCCAGUGUGUACACAGAUGACGAGGAGAGAGGCAUCGCCAUGGGCGUCGCACUGGGAGGACUGGCUAUGGGAGUCCUGAUCGGAGCUCCGUUCGGCAGUGUGAUGUAUGAGUUUGUGGGGAAGAGCGCCCCCUUCCUGAUCCUGGCCUUCCUGGCAGUGUUCGAUGGAGCGUUACAGCUGUGCAUCCUGCAGCCUUCAAAGAUCUCCCCUGGGAGUGUGGAGGGGACUCCAUUACUGACCCUGUUAAAAGAUCCAUACAUCCUCAUCAGUGCAGGUUCUCUUUGUUUCGCCAACAUGGGCGUUGCCAUCCUGGAGCCGACGCUGCCUAUCUGGAUGAUGCAGACCAUGUGCUCCCCUAAAUGGCAGCUUGGUAUGGCCUUCCUUCCUGCCAGUGUCUCCUACCUGAUAGGAACAAACCUGUUCGGUGUCCUGGCCAAUAAGAUGGGACGGUGGCUCUGCUCCAUGUUGGGGAUGUUUAUCGUUGGAAUCAGUCUGCUGUGUGUUCCUUUUGCCACCAGCAUCUAUGGUCUAAUUGGACCAAAUGGAGGUCUUGGCUUCGCUAUAGGUAUGGUGGACUCCUCCAUGAUGGCCAUCAUGGGUUACCUGGUCGACAUCCGUCACGCCUCAGUCUACGGCAGUGUCUACGCCAUCGCUGAUGUGGCGCUGUGUAUGGGCUUCGCUAUCGGACCAUCCACAGGGGGCGCUCUGGUCCAGGCGGUGGGUUUUCCUUGUCUCAUGGUGUUUAUCGGGGUGAUCAACAUCCUGUACGCCCCGCUCUGCUUCCUGUUGCGUAACCCUGCGGUCCGAGAGGAGAAAAUGGCGAUCAUCGACCAGGAGUGUGUGAUGCACAGGAAAAACUACAACACGCAGAAGGAGAGUCGCGAGUUUCCUCUGAGCGACUACAGCGAAGAAGAAGAGACGGAGGAACUUCCUGCCGUCACAGCAGUCAGAACAGAGCAGACAUGGGAUUCGUUGAAGGGACAGCGCUGAUAAUAAAACCCCUUACAUGUCUUUCAUUUCUACAUCCAAUAGA
Xiphias gladius (swordfish) is the source of this 1843-nucleotide messenger RNA. RefSeq names its product chromaffin granule amine transporter. Gene Ontology annotation, molecular function: serotonin:sodium:chloride symporter activity; xenobiotic transmembrane transporter activity. The transcript has 18 exons. Gene Ontology annotation, cellular component: synaptic vesicle membrane; terminal bouton. Gene Ontology annotation, biological process: xenobiotic transport; aminergic neurotransmitter loading into synaptic vesicle; transmembrane transport. Bases 34 to 1800 code for a protein of 588 amino acids. The record is from RefSeq and is a predicted model, not a curated record. NCBI's taxonomy places the organism in Eukaryota, Metazoa, Chordata, Actinopteri, Istiophoriformes, Xiphiidae.